AUGUUUUCUGAAUACGCCUCCAGGUUUCUAGCCCAGUCCCAAUCUCGCAUCUCCAACUUCGCCGGCCAGCCCGAACACGACGACUCCAACAACACAGCCGACUGGCCCUCGUCACGGCCCGGACGACAUCGCGAUGCCGUCGGUCGCGGCGCACCCCCAGGCUCGAGGUCCUUCCUCUCCCGCGGCAACCCGUACCAGCAAAACGGCACAGGCUCCCGCUUCGGCAACCUCGCCUUUGCGUCACGCAUCUCGGCCGCACAGGACGCCCCGCUGUUCCACGGCCCGCUCGACGAGUUUCGCGAAGAGGACGACGAGGAGGAGCGCGACCGCGAGGCCGCCGACCUAUAUGCCCUGCAGCGCUCGCGCCGUGUCGCUGCCGCUAGCAAGCUCGCCGAGAGCACCGAGUCCGACUACCACAGCAGGGGUUCGCUCGACGAUAGCACACGUGAGGAUGACGACGAUCCGUAUCGCGGCCGCGGCCGCGGCAUCAAGAGUAGCUGGAAUGGUGCAAGGAGCGGCGCCGGCUUCCAGCACAACGUAGCACGCGACACUCUCCACGAGGAGGCCGAGGAGGUACCCUCCGUAGCCGCGGUUACGAAAACAACAUCACAGAACCGUGGCAAUAAGACAGGCAUGGUGGAUGUAGGGCUGGAGUCGCAGGAGGACGAUGACGACGAACCCCCCGAGUCGCUUCUCGGCGACGCCCACACCGACUCAAGUCCGCCGCCAUUUCAGCGCUUCAAACAACAACGGCAACCUCAGUCUGCCGAGCAAACACCUUUCUUAUUACGACGGUCAUCGACGGAUCGCUCCGAAAUGAGCAGCUUACAACGAGAAGAUCCCGCCCAAGGGGAGCCGAUGGAGGCCGGCCCCAUGUACAUUGAAGGCGAGCUCUUCCGACACGAUCCCUUCUUUGCCUGGAUCUUCCUCAUCAGCUUCGCCGCCAUGCUGUCCACGUUUGUGUUGGUAUGGCUGCACACAUCCCCUAAAAAGGGCCCCGUGGGCGACACGAUAUACAUGACUCUCCAGCGAUCCUUCCACAUGCUCGCUGUAGACACUGUCGUGGCCAUUUUCGUAUCCUUUGUCUGGCUGGCUGCUCUGCGGUCCUUUGUACGACCGCUCGUCAGCGUCAUCCUCGUCGCCGUGCCCGCCAUCAUGUUCUCCUUUUCCCUCUACGCCUUUGUCUCCUCCUUCAAGGGCCGCACGCAUGGCGCCAGCGUGCAGGACAGCGUCAUGCGCUGGGCCGCGCUGCUCCCCGGCGGCGCGUGCAUUCUCUGGCUGUGGAUGGUCGCCAAGAGUCGCAAGGCCAUCCAGCAGGCCAUAGAGAUUCUGCAGUUCUCCUCUCGCAUCCUCGCGCAAAACGCCGCCCUGCUCGUCAUGGGCUUCGCCUGCCUCGCGCUCAUCGUCGUCUGGACGUGGGCCUGGCUCGUCAUGUUUACGCGCGUCUUCAUGGGCGGCUACUUUUCCACCUCGCUCGUGCGCUUCGUCAUCCAGCUCUCCAGCUGGUGGCUCGGUGCCGCCUUCGUCUUCAUGUACAUGUGGACCAUGGCCGUCAUGAACGGCGUGCACCGCGCCACCACGGCCGCCACCGUUUCGCAGUGGUACUUUCACCGCAACGCCGGGCCCGCCGCGCCUUCUAAAGACAUUGUGCUGGCCGCGCUUGGCCACGCCGUCACCACUAUCUUUGGCAGCAUCUGCCAGUCCACGCUCAUGUCGCUGCUCGUGCGCGCGCCGCUGCUGUUCCUGCCGCGCCGCCUCGGCGCCGCCAUCACAAACGUCGCCUCGUUCUGGAUCCCGACGCCCGUGGUGGCGCUCACCAACCCCCUCACCGUCACCUACGCCGCCAUCCACUCUCAGAGCCUUGCCACGUCGGCGCGCGGCCUCGACCAGAUGGAGUUUGUCACGCCUGCCAUGCCCACGACGACGCUGACCCCACGCGCGCUGCGCAUGCGCGGCCAGCAAAACGGGCUCAUGCCCUACCGCCUCGCUAAGCUGCUGCUCGUGGCUACGCGUCUGCUCAUGGCCACGGCGCUCGGCUUCGCGGGCUGGGUCAUCACCGCCAAGCAGCUGCGUCUGACCCUGCCGGAUGGUAUGGGCGUACGUGGCUCCGCAUACGCGUACGUUGUCGGCCUCAUGGCCAGCUUCAUCGGUUACUCGGUCAUGGGUGCGAUGGAGGGCGUGCUUAGCGGCAUUGUCGACGCCGUGCUCAUCUGCUACGGCAGCGAGCGCCGCAUGGAGAUGGGCCACGGGCGCUUCUGUCUCGAGGCGGCGUACUUGUUUGGCGAGAGGCGUGCGGGCGGUAUUGGUGACGACCAUGUGUGA
Molecule: messenger RNA, 2322 nt
Organism: Akanthomyces muscarius
Lineage: Eukaryota; Fungi; Ascomycota; Sordariomycetes; Hypocreales; Cordycipitaceae
Exons: 2
Coding region: 1-2322 (773 amino acids)
Biological process (GO): transmembrane transport
Cellular component (GO): plasma membrane
Molecular function (GO): transmembrane transporter activity
Source: RefSeq, a predicted model, not a curated record